UGCCUACGUAACCCACGUUGCCAGCAGUUGUACUAAAUGCUUCGCUGCUGACCCAGUUGCUCAGGUACCCUGCCUGUCUUUGUUGCUAUGGGAGACUGGAAGACUGUUACUGUGCCAGUGCUGUCAUCAGAUAGCAAAAAUAUUUUUCAAUAUACCUCAGAAAAAAAGAUAUCUCCCCCCAACAUGAACUCACAAGUGCUACGCUUGCCACUGCCUUCAUCCAAAAGCAUGCACAGCUUUUUCAGUGCCUUCUGCACCGAAGAGAAUAUUGAACAGAGUAUAUCCUAUCUCAAUAGGGAACUGACAACAUUGGGCUUUCCUUCUCUUUAUGCGGAGUCCAGAGGAAAAGAAUUAAAUUUAAUAUCUAUCAUAAAUUGCAUGAAUGAAUUGCUCGUACUGCAGCACAAGAACCUUCGAGCUCAGGAAGAAGUAGAAAUGCAGCAUCUGAAACUGGGUAGUGAUAUGGAUCACUUACAGAACAGCUAUGCUAAAUUAAAGGAACAGUUGGAAUUAUCCAAGAGGGAAAUAGUUGGACUUCAGGAAAGAGACAGACAACUGCAAAGCAAGAACAGAAAUUUGCACCAGUUACUUAAAAAUGAAAAGGAUGAAGUACAGAAGUUACAGAACAUAAUUUCAAGUAGAGCUACACAGUACAAUCAUGACAUGAAGAGGAAAGAGAGAGAAUAUAACAAAUUAAAGGAACGCUUACACCAAUUAGUCAUGAACAAAAAGGACAAAAAGAUAGCUAUGGAAGUUCUAAAUUAUGUUGGUAGAGCUGAUGGGAAGAGAGGUGCAUGGAGGACUGAUAAGACAGAAGCCAGAAAUGAAGAAGAAAUGUACAAAGUUCUGUUAAGUGAUUAUGAACAACGCCAAAAACAGCUUUUAGUGGAAAAUGCUGAGCUGAAAAAAGUUCUUCAGCAAAUGAAGAAAGAGAUUAUUUCGCUUCUCCCACCACAGAAACAGAAACCUAAAGAAAGGUCUGAGGAUGGGCCAGUGCUGUCAGACCUGGAGGAAGAUAUUGGAGAGUUAAAUAAAGAGAAUAUGUGGGAACUGUCUUGUGAAACUGUGCGAGAGCAGCUUACCAACAGCAUUAGAAAACAGUGGAGAAUGUUGAAAAAUCACGUUGAAAAGCUGGAUAACCAAGUGUCACGUGUACAUUCAGGAGCUUUGAAUGAAAAAGAUGUCAUUUCAAGAGAAGACCAUGAGCUGGAAACCGAAAAGCUAGAGUUAGAGAUUCAGCAAUGUAAAGAAAUGAUCAAAACUCAGCAACAGCUCUUACAGCAGCAGCUUAUGUCUCCGUGUGACGAUGACACCACCCUGUUGCUACAGGACUGCUAUUUGUUGGAAGAAAGAGAGCGUCUUCAGGAAGAAUGGAGACUGUUCCGAGAACAAAAAAAGAAUUUUGAGAAGGAACGAAGAAGUUUUACAGAAGCCGCUAUUAGAUUAGGACUUGAGAGAAAGGCAUUUGAAGAAGACAGAGGAGCGUGGCUGAAGCAACAGUUCUUGAGUAUGUCUACUGAUUACAAGCACUCUGAAAAUGUGACAACUGCACGUGCCUUCUUAGGAAGUUCUGACCAAGACCAUCGGGUAGCGAAACCUGCCUCUCAGCAAAGAAAACCUCACUGUCCGUUGAGCGGUCCUGCCUCAGCAGAACCUUGCCAGACGCCUCGGCACGUGCCACCUAACAGUGCCGCAUCCAAAAACCCGGCUGGAGAUAGCAAGCCACAUCAGCGGGUGGGAAGCGACAAAGAAGAAAGCGAGUAGCGCCCGAAGUGGCGGGAAGACUCUGGAGUUGGCACUCGGCUACGUAGGAACUUGCACAUAGAACAACUGCCUUAG
Leptosomus discolor (cuckoo roller) is the source of this 1839-nucleotide messenger RNA. Lineage: Eukaryota; Metazoa; Chordata; Aves; Leptosomiformes; Leptosomidae. The record is from RefSeq and is a predicted model, not a curated record.